CAUGUGUGGUGACUCUUGAUUUUUUUCCCCCUUUGGAGAAGCGUCCUUUGCUUCAUUCCCCCUUCGGAGAAAUCACUUUAGACACUUCCAGCUGGUGGCAGGGGAUACAGCCAUAAUACGGGCUUCCUCUGUCCCAGCUGUCUUUUUAUUUUUUUUUCCUUUCACUACGGUAAAUGCAUUACAAUGGCUGUGCUUGCCUGGAAAGGUUCAGGUGGAGGAAGGUGUAGGAUGAAGUCUGGAAACCUGCGUUUGGGUUUUUAAAUUAUAUAUAUGUGUAUAUAUAUAUAUAAAAAGCUUCAGCUUCUCCAGCAUCUGUGCAUUUCGAAUGACUUCCUGCUUCUAGUGGAAGGUUCUCUCCAGUGAUUGGAAUGCUGCUUGCCAGCCUGAUCCAAGGUGCCUAGGAAGAUCACCUUGGACCAGGGAGGAUCUUUUUCAAUGCAUUAUGGCUCAUGCCGCCUCCCAAUUAAAGAAAAACAGGGAUUUAGAAGUCAAUGUAGAAGAAGAGGCUGAGAAGAAAAGGAAGCAUCGCAAACGGUCCCGGGAUCGGAAGAAAAAGUCUGAUGCCAACGCAAGUUACUUAAGAGCAGCUAGAGCUGGGCACCUCGAAAAGGCCCUUGACUACAUAAAAAAUGGAGUUGACAUCAACAUUUGCAAUCAGAAUGGCUUGAAUGCUCUCCAUCUUGCUUCCAAAGAAGGCCAUGUAGAAGUUGUAUCUGAACUGCUACAGAGAGAAGCCAACGUAGAUGCAGCUACAAAGAAAGGAAACACAGCUCUGCAUAUAGCAUCAUUGGCUGGACAAGCAGAAGUGGUAAAAGUCUUGGUUACAAAUGGAGCCAAUGUCAAUGCACAAUCUCAGAAUGGGUUUACCCCAUUAUAUAUGGCAGCCCAGGAAAACCAUCUGGAGGUGGUUAAGUUUCUUCUUGACAAUGGUGCAAGCCAAAGUCUAGCCACAGAGGAUGGCUUCACUCCUCUGGCAGUUGCCUUGCAACAAGGUCACGAUCAAGUGGUUUCACUUCUGCUUGAAAAUGACACUAAAGGCAAAGUGCGUCUUCCAGCUCUUCAUAUUGCUGCCAGAAAAGAUGACACGAAAGCUGCCGCCUUGCUGCUGCAAAACGACAACAAUGCAGAUAUAGAAUCAAAGAUGGUGGUGAAUAGGACAACAGAGAGUGGCUUCACUCCGCUCCAUAUAGCUGCUCAUUAUGGAAACAUCAAUGUAGCUACGUUGCUGUUAAACCGAGCAGCUGCUGUGGACUUCACUGCAAGGAAUGACAUUACACCUUUACACGUCGCCUCAAAAAGAGGAAAUGCCAAUAUGGUAAAACUAUUGCUUGAUCGAGGAGCUAAAAUUGAUGCCAAAACCAGGGAUGGGCUGACGCCUUUGCACUGCGGAGCCAGAAGUGGCCAUGAGCAGGUGGUGGAGAUGCUACUCGAUCGAUCUGCCCCCAUUCUUUCAAAGACCAAGAAUGGACUGUCUCCAUUGCACAUGGCCACACAAGGGGAUCACUUAAACUGUGUCCAGCUUCUCCUGCAGCAUAAUGUGCCCGUGGAUGAUGUCACCAAUGACUACCUGACCUCCCUGCACGUGGCUGCCCACUGUGGCCAUUACAAGGUCGCAAAGGUUCUCCUGGACAAGAAAGCGAAUCCCAAUGCCAAAGCCCUGAAUGGCUUUACCCCUCUUCAUAUUGCCUGCAAGAAGAAUCGAAUUAAAGUGAUGGAACUCCUUCUGAAGCAUGGCGCAUCCAUCCAAGCCGUAACCGAGUCGGGCCUUACCCCAAUCCAUGUUGCUGCCUUCAUGGGACAUGUAAAUAUUGUAUCACAACUAAUGCACCAUGGAGCCUCACCAAAUACCACCAAUGUGAGAGGAGAAACAGCCCUACACAUGGCAGCUCGUUCUGGCCAGGCAGAAGUUGUGCGAUAUUUAGUGCAAGAUGGCGCUCAGGUAGAAGCUAAAGCUAAGGAUGACCAAACCCCUCUCCACAUUUCUGCCCGACUGGGGAAGGCAGAUAUAGUCCAACAGUUGUUGCAGCAAGGGGCCUCUCCCAAUUCAGCCACCACAUCUGGAUACACCCCGCUGCAUCUCUCAGCCCGGGAGGGGCAUGAAGACGUAGCUGCUUUCCUCUUGGAUCAUGGCGCGUCCUUAUCUAUAACAACAAAGAAAGGAUUUACACCCCUUCAUGUGGCAGCAAAAUACGGGAAGCUUGAGGUGGCCAAUCUCCUGCUCCAGAAAAGUGCAUCUCCAGAUGCUUCUGGAAAGAGCGGACUAACUCCACUGCAUGUAGCUGCACAUUAUGAUAAUCAGAAAGUGGCCCUUCUGCUGUUGGACCAAGGAGCCUCACCUCACGCAGCUGCAAAGAAUGGUUAUACACCGCUGCACAUUGCUGCCAAAAAGAACCAGAUGGACAUAGCAACAACUCUGCUGGAAUAUGGUGCUGAUGCAAACGCGGUUACCCGGCAAGGCAUUGCUUCUGUCCAUCUUGCAGCUCAGGAAGGACACGUGGACAUGGUGUCGCUGCUUCUCAGCAGAAAUGCAAAUGUGAACCUAAGUAAUAAGAAUGGUCUAACUCCACUCCAUUUGGCUGCUCAAGAAGACAGAGUGAAUGUGGCUGAAGUCCUUGUCAACCAGGGGGCCGAAGUGGAUGCCCAGACAAAGAUGGGGUACACACCACUACAUGUAGGCUGUCAUUAUGGAAAUAUCAAGAUUGUUAAUUUUCUGCUUCGGCAUUCUGCAAAAGUGAAUGCCAAAACAAAGAAUGGAUAUACACCGUUACACCAAGCAGCCCAACAAGGACACACACAUAUCAUCAAUGUUUUGCUUCAGAACAACGCCUCCCCCAAUGAACUCACUGUGAACGGAAACACUGCCCUGGCCAUUGCCCGGCGCCUUGGCUACAUCUCAGUGGUCGAUACCCUAAAGGUUGUGACUGAAGAGAUCAUGACCACGACUACUGUCACCGAGAAGCACAAAAUGAAUGUUCCAGAAACGAUGAAUGAAGUUCUUGAUAUGUCUGAUGACGAAGUGCGUAAAGCCAACACCCCUGAAAUACUCAGUGAUGGUGAAUAUCUCUCAGAUGGUGAAGAAGGUGAAGAUGCAAUGACAGGAGACACGGACAAGUAUCUUGGGCCACAGGAUCUUAAGGAAUUGGGAGAUGACUCGCUUCCAGCUGAGGGUUACAUGGGCUUUAGUAUGGGGGCCCGUUCUGCCAGCCUCCGCUCCUUCAGUUCGGAUAGGUCUUACACCUUGAACAGAAGCUCCUAUGCACGAGACAGUAUGAUGAUUGAAGAACUCCUCAUACCAUCCAAAGAGCAGCAUCUAACCUUCACAAGAGAAUUUGAUUCAGAUUCUCUUAGACAUUAUAGCUGGGCUGCAGACACCUUGGACAAUGUCAAUCUUGUAUCAAGUCCUGUUCAUUCCGGGUUUCUAGUUAGCUUCAUGGUGGAUGCCAGAGGAGGCUCCAUGAGAGGAAGCCGCCAUCAUGGAAUGAGAAUCAUCAUUCCACCACGAAAGUGCACGGCCCCCACCCGCAUCACCUGCCGUUUGGUAAAGAGACAUAAACUGGCCAACCCACCCCCUAUGGUGGAAGGAGAGGGAUUAGCCAGUAGACUGGUAGAAAUGGGUCCUGCAGGGGCCCAGUUUUUAGGUCCUGUCAUAGUGGAAAUCCCUCACUUUGGUUCUAUGAGAGGAAAAGAAAGAGAAUUUAUUGUUCUUCGAAGUGAAAAUGGUGAAACGUGGAAAGAACAUCAGUUUGACAAUAAAAACGAGGACUUAACCGAAUUACUUAAUGGCAUGGAUGAAGAGCUUGAUAGUCCAGAAGAAUUAGGGAGAAAGCGGAUCUGCAGGAUCAUCACUAAAGAUUUCCCCCAGUAUUUCGCAGUAGUUUCACGGAUAAAGCAAGAAAGCAACCAGAUUGGCCCUGAAGGUGGAAUUCUCAGUAGCACCACGGUGCCCCUUGUCCAGGCCUCUUUCCCAGAGGGUGCUUUAACUAAAAGAAUUCGAGUGGGCCUCCAGGCCCAACCUGUUCCAGAUGAAAUUGUGAAAAAGAUCCUUGGAAACAAAGCAACAUUUAGUCCAAUUGUCACAGUGGAACCAAGGAGAAGGAAAUUCCAUAAGCCAAUCACGAUGACCAUUCCUGUACCCCCACCCUCAGGAGAAGGGGUCUCCAAUGGGUACAAGGGGGAUACCACACCCAAUCUACGCCUUCUCUGUAGUAUAACAGGGGGUACCUCACCUGCCCAAUGGGAAGACAUCACAGGAACUACUCCUUUGACCUUUAUAAAGGAUUGUGUCUCUUUUACAACCAAUGUUUCAGCCAGAUUUUGGCUCGCAGACUGCCAUCAAGUUUUAGAAACGGUGGGGUUAGCCACACAACUUUACAGAGAAUUAAUAUGUGUCCCAUACAUGGCCAAGUUUGUUGUUUUUGCCAAAAUGAACGAUCCGGUAGAAUCUUCCCUGCGGUGUUUCUGCAUGACAGACGACAAGGUGGACAAAACUUUGGAGCAACAAGAGAAUUUUGAGGAAGUUGCAAGAAGCAAAGAUAUUGAGGUUCUGGAAGGAAAACCUAUUUAUGUUGAUUGUUAUGGAAAUUUGGCUCCACUUGCCAAAGGCGGACACCAACUUGUUUUUAACUUUUAUGCUUUCAAAGAAAACAGACUGCCAUUUUCCAUCAAGAUUAGAGACACCAGCCAAGAACCUUGUGGUCGUUUGUCCUUUCUGAAAGAACCAAAGACGACAAAAGGACUGCCUCAAACAGCUGUUUGCAACUUAAAUAUCACGCUGCCAGCACAUAAAAAGGAGACAGAGUCAGAUCAAGAUGAUGAGAUCGAGAAAACAGACAGACGACAGAGCUUUGCGUCUUUAGCUUUACGUAAGCGCUACAGCUACUUGACUGAGCCUGGAAUGAAAACAGUUGAACGAAGUGCAGGAGCAGCAAGAUCCCUCCCCACCACUUACUCAUACAAGCCAUUCUUUUCUACUACAAGACCAUACCAGUCCUGGACAACACCUCCGAUGACAGUGCCCGGGCCAGCCAAGUCAGGCUUCACUUCCUUAUCAAGUUCUUCCUCUAAUACGCCAUCAGCGUCGCCAUUAAAAUCAAUAUGGUCGGUUUCAACGCCUUCUCCAAUCAAAUCCACUCUAGGUGCAUCAACCGCAUCCUCAGUUAAGUCUGUUAGUGAUGUGGCAUCGCCGGUCAGAUCCUUUCGGACAAUUGCUUCGCCAAUAAAAACAGUGGUGUCACAGUCUCCCUACAAUAUCCAAGUCUCCUCGGGUACCCUGGUUAGAGCUCCCACCAUCACAGAGGCCUCGCCUUUAAAAGGGCUGGCAUCCAAUUCUACGUUUUCCACUCGAACCUCUCCUGUGACUACUGCCGGGUCUCUUUUGGAGAGGUCGUCCAUUACUAUGACACCUCCUGCCUCCCCCAAAUCUAACAUCAAUAUGUAUUCCUCAAGUUUGCCAUUUAAAUCGAUCAUUACAUCAGCAGCCCCGCUAAUAUCCUCGCCUUUAAAAUCAGUGAUGUCUCCGGCCAAGUCAGCAGUUGAUGUGGUCUCCUCAGCUAAAGUGACAAUGGCUUCUUCUCUCUCGUCCCCAGUGAAACAGAUGCCUGGACAUGCAGAGGUAGCUUUAGUCAAUGGAUCUAUUUCUCCUCUGAAAUACCCAUCCUCUUCGGCAUUAAUUAAUGGAUGCAAAGCCACUGCCACGUUACAAGAAAAAAUUUCUAUAGCUACAAACUCUGUGAGCUCUGUCGUGAGCGCGGCCACUGACACGGUUGACAAAGUGUUUUCUACCACCACAACAACGCCAUUUUCUCCACUCAGGUCCUACGUUUCUUCAGCACCAUCAGCUUACCCGUCUCUAAGAACUCCUUCCGCAAGUGCACUCUACACAUCCCUUGGGUCUUCUCUCUCUGCAACUACCUCAUCUGUAACUUCAUCGAUAAUAACAGUGCCAGUCUACUCUGUAGUCAAUGUUUUGCCAGAACCAGCAUUAAAGAAACUUCCAGACUCUAAUUCACUUACAAAAUCAGCGGCAGCCUUGCUGUCUCCCAUUAAAACAUUGACUACGGAGUCACGUCCUCAGCCCCAUUUCCCUCGAACUUCCUCUCCAGUGAAGUCAUCUCUGUUCCUCGCACCCUCAGCCCUUAAGUUGUCGACACCAUCUUCUUUAUCUUCCAGUCAAGAGAUCUUAAAAGAUGUUGCUGAGAUGAAAGAGGACCUCAUGCGAAUGACUGCAAUACUUCAGACAGAUGUUCCUGAGGAGAAGCCAUUCCAACCUGACCUUCCCAAAGAAGGGAGAAUUGAUGAUGAGGAACCCUUCAAAAUUGUUGAGAAAGUCAAGGAAGACUUGGUGAAAGUCAGCGAAAUCCUUAAAAAAGAUGUGUGUGUUGAAAAUAAAGGACCACCCAAAUCACCACAGAAUGACAAAGGACACUCUCCGGAAGAUGACUGGAUCGAAUUUAGUUCCGAAGAAAUUAGAGAAGCGAGGCAACAGGCUGCUGCCAGUCAUUCUCCAUCUCUGCCUGAGAGAGUCCACAUCAAGGCCAAAGCUGCCUCUGAAAAGGAUUAUAAUCUGACCAAAGUUAUUGAUUAUCUCACAAACGAUAUCGGGAGUAGUUCGCUGACAAACCUCAAGUACAAGUUUGAAGACGCCAAGAAGGAUGGCGAAGAGAGACAGAAAAGAAUUUUAAAACCAGCAAUUGCGUUGCAAGAACACAAACUCAAAAUGCCUCCAGCCUCCAUGAGGCCUUCCACCUCUGAGAAAGAGUUGUGUAAAAUGGCAGAUUCCUUUUUUGGAACAGAUACGAUUUUAGAGUCCCCAGAUGACUUUUCUCAGCAUGACCAAGACAAAAGUCCCUUAUCUGAUAGUGGCUUUGAAACCAGAAGUGAGAAAACACCAUCAGCCCCCCAAAGCGCUGAAAGCACUGGUCCUAAACCCCUGUUUCACGAAGUCCCCAUCCCUCCUGUCAUCACAGAAACAAGAACAGAAGUGGUUCAUGUGAUCAGGAGCUAUGAACCCUCAGCUGGUGAGGCACCACCACCCCAACCAGAGGAACCAGUGUCACCCAAACCUUCACCAACGUUCAUGGAAGUAGAACCAAAGCCCACCACUUCUAGUAUUCGAGAGAAAGUCAAAGCUUUCCAGAUGAAAGCCAGCAGCGAGGAAGAUGACCACAGUCGCGUUCUGAGCAAAGGCAUGCGUGUCAAAGAAGAGACUCACAUAACCACGACCACCAGAAUGGUUUAUCAUUCUCCUCCAGGCGAAGGGGCCUCUGAAAGAAUUGAAGAAACCAUGUCAGUUCAUGAUAUUAUGAAGGCCUUUCAGUCCGGGCGGGACCCCUCCAAGGAGCUGGCAGGUCUGUUUGAACAUAAGUCGGCAGUUCCUCCAGAGGUUCCCAAGUCUGCUGCUGACACCUCAGCCCAGCAAGCAGAGAAGGACCACCAAAUGAAACCCAAACUGGAGCGUAUAAUAGAAGUCCACAUCGAAAAAGGUAACCAAGCUGAGCCCACUGAAGUCAUUAUUAGAGAAACCAAAAAGCAUCCAGACAAAGAAAUGUAUGUGUAUCAGAAAGACUUAUCCCGGGGAGAUAUUAACCUAAAAGAGUUUCUGCCAGAAAAGCAGGAUGCUUUUCCUUGUUCAGAGGAACAGGGUCAGCAAGAAGAAGAAGAACUGACUGCUGAAGAGUCACUUCCUUCUUAUCUGGAGUCUUCCAGAGUAAACACUCCUGUGUCCCAAGAAGAAGAUAGUCGCCCUAGUUCAGCUCAACUCAUUUCUGAUGACUCUUAUAAAACACUGAAGCUUUUGAGUCAACACUCGAUAGAGUACCAUGACGAUGAGUUGUCAGAACUAAGAGGGGAGUCUUACAGGUUUGCUGAGAAAAUGCUCCUGUCAGAAAAGCUAGAUGUGUCUCAUUCCGAUACUGAGGAAUCGGUUACAGACCAUGCAGGACCCCCUAGCUCAGAGUUACAGGGGUCUGAUAAGCGGUCCAGAGAAAAAGUAGUCACUGCCCCCAAAAGAGAAAUGCUCUCCAAAAUCUAUAAAGAUGUGUCUGAAAAUGGUGUAGGUAAAAUGUCUAAGGAUGAGCAUUUUGAUAAAGUGACAGUCUUGCACUAUGCUGGCGAUGUUGGUAGCCCCAAACAUGCCAUGUGGAUGCGCUUUACUGAGGACAGAUUAGACAGAGGUAGAGAGAAGUUGAUUUACGAAGACAGGGUGGACAGGACUGUGAAGGAAGCCGAAGAAAAACUGACCGAAGUGUCACAGUUUUUUCGUGACAAAACAGAAAAGCUAAACGAUGAACUGCAGUCCCCAGAGAAAAAGCCACGUGCCAGGAAUGGCAAAGAACAUUCUUCUCAAAGUUCUACCAGUAGCAGCCCCGAGAAGGUCCUGCUGACGGAAUUGCUGGCAUCCAACGAUGAGUGGGUUAAGGCCAGGCAGCAUGGUCGUGAUGGACAAGGCUUCCCCAAAGCUGACGAGAGGAAAGCUUCUAGUCUGCCCAGCAGCCCAGAGAAAAAGAUCCUUUCCCAACAGACUGAGGACAGGAAGUCCACGGAGGAAGUCAAAGGAAGUACAGCACAGAGCAAAGCAGCAGAAGGCCCCCAGUCUGGGUUUCAGCUCAAACAAUCUAAGCUCAGUUCCAUUAGAUUAAAAUUUGAACAAGGCGCACAGGCAAAAAGUAAGGACAUACCUCAAGAAGACAAAAAGCCAGAUGGCCAAUCCAGGAUCCCAGUUAAAAAAAUCCAGGAGAGUAAGCUACCUAUCUACCAAGUUUUUGCUAGAGAAAAACAGCAGAAGGCUGUAGAUGAAAGCAUGUCUGUACAAAAAGAUUUUUUGGGAUUAAAAGCUAAAGAUGAACGGGCCCCAAGCAAUGAAAUUGUUGUAAAUGAUGCUGGCUCUGAUGCUGUGAAAAAACCGAGAACUGAAAUGUCAAGUAAAGUAAUGCCUGAUUAUCUUUCUGAGCCACAGGCUAAAGACUUGGCAUGUCAUGUAACCUCGGAUGUAGCAAAUAAGGGAGCAUGGGACAAAAAGGUUUUUAGAACAUGGGAAAGUUUUGGAGCCACUAACAAUAAGUCGCAGAAAGAAAAACUUUCUCAUGUACUGGUGCAUGAUGUAAAAGAGAAUCACAUUGGUCGUCCUGAGAGUAAGCUUGUUGAUCAAAGGAAUGAGUUUAUGUCUGUGACUGAGAGAGAAAACAAAUUGUUAACCAAUGGCUCUCUCUCAGAAAUUAAGGAAAUGACUGUAAAAUCUCCUUCUAAAAAAGUCUUAUACAGGGAAUAUGUUGUGAAAGAGGGGGAAUGUCCAGGUGGCUCACUCGAUCAACCUUCCAGGAGGAAUGACAGCACAGCUGGGUCCCACAUCCCAGUCAGAGUGGCAGAGGAAAGAACAUUGUCUUCAAGCAUCACCGAUGGCUUUCCAGAGCAACCACCCUUUCCAAAUCGUGAACGCUCCCAAAAGUUAUCCCAGUCGAGUCUGAGUCAAGAGACAGUUGAGACGCAACACUUAAACUCCAUAGAAGAUGAAAAAGUUACCUACUCAGAAAUUAGCAAAGUUUCCAAAUAUCAGAAUUUUGUAGGCCUGUGCCCACCUCGAGAUGAAACCGAAUCCUCUCCUACCAAAUCUCCUGAUUCCUUAGACUUUAGCCCAGGAAAAGAGUCCCCCUCUAGUGAUGUGUUCGAACACAGUCCCAUGGACGGAUUGGAAAAAGUGGCACCACUAGCUCAGUCAGAAGGAGGGAAAGAAAUCAAAACUUUACCGGUUUAUGUCAGUUUUGUACAAGUGGGAAAGCAGUAUGAGAAGGAGAUCCAACAAGGAAGUGUAAAAAAAAUCAUAAGUCAGGAAUGUAAGACAGUACAAGAGACCAGGGGAACUUUCUAUACAAGUAGACAGCAAAAACAACCUCCUUCUCCCCAGGGGAGUCCUGAGGAUGAUACACUAGAGCAAGUCUCUUUUCUAGAUAGCUCUGGGAAAAGUCCUCUAACCCCAGAAACACCCAGUUCAGAGGAAGUGAGUUAUGAAUUUACGUCUAAGACACCUGACUCACUCAUAGCUUAUAUACCAGGAAAACCCAGCCCAAUUCCUGAGGUUUCCGAGGAAUCUGAGGAGGAAGAGCAGGCUAAGUCGGCCUCCUUGAAGCAGACGACAGUGGAGGAAACCACAGUAAAGCAUGAAAUGCCCAACAAUGUGAGCAAGGACUCGAACCAGAGACCUAAAAGUAACAGAGUUGCCUAUAUUGAAUUUCCCCCUCCGCCACCCCUGGAUCCAGAUCAGAUGGACUCAGAUAAGAAACACCAUUAUCUCCAGGAAAGAGAAGUGGAUAUGAUCGAAGUUAAUCUGCAAGACGAGCAUGACAAGUAUCAGUUGGCUGAACCGGUCAUCAGAGUUCAGCCACCUUCACCAGUUCCUCCUGGAGCGGAUAUCAGUGAUUCUAGUGACGAUGAAUCUAUUUAUCAACCGGUGCCAGUUAAAAAAUAUACCUUCAAGUUAAAGGAAGAUGAGGAGCACAAAGAAAUACCCAAAUCCAAAGCUCCUGCUGAAAAGAUUUCCAACCAGAAAGAAGUAGAAAAGAAUGGAUCAGGAAAAGAUCAUGAGGUUGGCCUUGGCCUUGAUUCACCUCAGAAUGAACCAACCCAGAAUGGGAACAAUGACCAGUCCAUCACAGAGUGCUCCAUUGCUACCACAGCAGAGUUUUCUCAUGACACAGAUGCCACGGAGAUUGACUCCUUGGAUGGCUAUGACCUGCAAGAUGAAGACGAUGGUUUGACAGAGAGUGACUCAAAACUCCCCAGUCAAACCAUGGAACUCAAGAAAGAUGUCUGGAACACAGAGGGCAUUCUAAAGCCAGCUGAUCGUUCUUUUAGCCAAAGUAAGCUUGAAGUUAUCGAGGAGGAAGGAAGGGUGGGACCAGAUGAAGAAAAACCACCUUCGAAAAGUGCUUCAUCUGAAAAGACUAUUGAUAAGACUGAGCAGAAGUCAGGGGCCCAGUUUUUCACCUUGGAAGGCAGACAUCCCGACAGAUCGGUGUUUCCUGACACUUACUUCAGUUACAAAGUCGAUGAAGAAUUUGCCACUCCUUUCAAAACAGUAGCUACCAAAGGUCUAGAUUUUGACCCUUGGUCAAGUAACCGAGGGGAUGAUGACGUUUUUGACAGUAAAUCUCGGGAGGAUGAAACCAAGCCCUUUGGUCUGGCAGUGGAAGACCGCUCUCCAGCUACAACCCCCGAUACAACGCCAGCCCGAACGCCAACCGAUGAAAGUACCCCAACUAGUGAGCCUAACCCCUUCCCAUUUCAUGAAGGAAAAAUGUUUGAGAUGACUCGCAGUGGUGCAAUUGACAUGAGCAAGAGGGAUUUUGUGGAAGAGAGGCUCCAAUUUUUUCAGAUUGGUGAGCAUACUUCUGAAGGGAAGUCAGGGGACCAGGGGGAAGGGGAUAAAAGUAUGGUCACUGCCACACCACAGCCACAGUCAGGGGACACCACUGUAGAAACCAAUCUAGAGAGGAAUGUAGAGGCACCUACAGUCGAACCUAACCCCAGCAUCCCAACCAGCGGAGAGAGUCAGGAAGGAACCUCCAGUAGCGGCUCUCAGGAGAAGCCAUCAGCCGCCACUAACACCUCUAAAGUUGACCCCAAAUUGCGCACGCCUAUAAAAAUGGGAAUCUCUGCAUCCACCAUGACCAUGAAGAAAGAAGGCCCUGGCGAAGUAACAGAUAAGAUAGAAGCUGUGAUGACCAGUUGUCAGGGAGUAGAGAAUGAAACGCUAACCAUGAUUGCAAACACAGCCAAUAGCCAGGUGGGCAUUAGGCCCCAGGAAACACACGAUUUUCAAAGAGAUAACUUUAAUAACAACAACAAUUUGGAUCCUUCCACCAUACAGACAGAUAACAUUACAAGUAAUGUAGUCCUGACAGAACAUUCUGCACCCACUCGUGCCACAGAGAAAGCUAAUCCAGUGAGAAGCUCCUCAGGAAAAACAGGGGUACCACAAGGACACUAUCCAAGAGAUAAGCAGAAAGUUUUUGGAGAGCAGCCAAAGACUAAGGAAGCCAUAGGGAGUAGGCGAAAAUCCAAACUUCCCAUAAAGGCCAUUUCACCAAAAGAUACCCUUUCUCCAAAUCACAUGUCCAACAUGAAAGUGAGUAAAAUGAAGCAGGUUAGUCAAUCCGAGAAAGCCAAAACCCUGUCUACGUCACGCGUAGAGGUGAAGUCUAGAAUUCCCAUCAAAAACACACACAGGGAUCCCAUGCUAUCAGGGAGAAAAACAUGUGUCACACAAAAGCCAGGGCAGCCAGAGAGAGGCAGAGCCAAGCAAGUUCCCUCCAAGUUGCCAGUAAAGGUAAGAUCCACCUGUGUCACCUCCACCACCACCACCACCACCACCACCACCACUUCUACCACCAGCACAGUGAAAGUUAGAAAAAGUCAGCUUAAAGAAGUAUGUAAACAUUCCAUUGAAUAUUUUAAGGGAAUUAGUGGUGAGACCUUAAAGCUUGUGGAGCGCUUCUCUGAAGAAGACAGAAAGAUGCAGUCGGAGUUGUCUGAUGAGGAAGACAGUACCUCCAGAAACACGUCGGUGUCCGAGACUUCCCGGGGUGGCCAGCCUUCAGUUACCACGAAGUCUGCUAGAGAUAAGAAAACAGAGGCAGCAUCCAUAAAAUCAAAGAGUGAAAAGGCCGGCAGUGAGAGAAGGAGCAGUAGGAGGACUGGUCCACAGAGUCCGUGUGAGCGAACAGAUAUCAGGAUGGCAAUAGUAGCUGAUCACCUGGGACUGAGUUGGACAGAACUGGCAAGGGAGCUAAAUUUUUCUGUGGAUGAAAUCAACCAAAUACGUGUGGAAAAUCCAAAUUCUUUAAUUUCUCAGAGCUUCAUGUUAUUAAAAAAGUGGGUUACCAGAGACGGAAAAAAUGCUACAACUGAUGCCUUAACUUCGGUCUUGACAAAAAUUAACCGAAUAGACAUAGUGACUCUGCUAGAAGGACCAAUAUUUGACUAUGGAAAUAUUUCUGGCACCAGAAGUUUUGCAGAUGAGAACAAUGUUUUCCAUGAUUCUGUUGAUGGUUGGCAGAACGAGACGUCAAGUGGAAACCCCGAGUCCCCCACUCAAGUUCGAAGACUAACUGGUGGGUUGCUAGAUCUACUGGAUGACAGCCCUGACCAGUGUAGAGAUCCCAUUACUUCAUAUCUCAAAGGAGAACCUGGAAAAUUUGAAGCCAAUGGAAGCCAUACAGAAGUCUCUCCAGACGCAAAGACGAAACCCUACUUUGCCGAAUCCCCAAAUGACAUAGGGAAACAGAGCACGAAGGAAACUCUAAAACCAAAAUUACAUGGAUCGGGUCACAUUGAGGAGCAAGCGUCAUCGUCACUAACAGCCUAUCAAAAAUCUGCAGAAGAAACCAGCAAGUUUGUCAUCGAAGAGCCUAAACCCUGUGUGCCUGUCAGUAUGAAAAAAAUGAGUAGGACUUCUCCUGCAGAUGGCAAGCCAAGACUGAACCUCCAUGAAGAAGAGGGGUCCAGUGGGUCUGAACCUAAGCAGGGAGAAGGUUAUAAGGUGAAGACGAAGAAAGAAAUUAGGCAUGUGGAAAAGAAGAGCCACUCAUAACAGUAAACGGAACCCAUGCUUCUACUGCCAGUAUUGAGAAAUUCAUGAAGCAACUUCAGCAGAAAGUACUUCUUCAUGGAGAAGGGGGUGUGUGUUGCUGCUUCCACACAUUCACGGCAUGAUUUUUUUUUUUACGGAAAAAAAAAAAAAGAAAAAAAAAACAAGAAAAGAAAACCACUCACAUUUUCAUUUAAAGCAUGAGCCAAUUUACAGAGCAUGGAAAUUCACUUUCAUUCCCAGGAUUGGCGCGUGUGCAAUUAGCAAUGCAGUGUAUAUACAAGAAGCCAUGCUGUUCACAGUUUCUCUCAAGUAAUUUGGUGUCUUUGCAAAAGGAAGAACACUCCUGCCGCCAUAAGGGACAGAAGGAGAUGCCAUGUCAUGGAAGAACACUAAAAUUACUAAAUCCACAACAGCUCGCCUUAUUUUUCUUGGACCCAAACUGUCAGGGUAUAAUAAACACUAUUUGUUUCUUUUUUAAAACAUCUAUAGUUUUGCUGUAAAUAAUAACACUGUAUAAAUUCUAACAGAAAAAAAAAUAGAAUAAAUGUUGAGAAGGCCACUGCCUUUUAGACCACGACCCGAAUAUUGCAAAUGCAUUUAACAAGUGACUUCGACCUAGAAGAGGAAGAGGGGAGGGGUCUUCACUGAUUUCUUGUAUAUUAGCAAUUAUAAUGUUUGUAUAUGCAAAACGGCUAGCUUGAUUUUAAAAAGAAAUCUUUAAAAUCUGCUGCAAAUUUAAAUAAUUCCUAAGAGGAGGAAUUCUGUAGUUCUGUGAAAAAAAAAUUUUUUUUCUUCAGAAUACUAAUAUUUUGAUGCAUGGGUAACACCUUAUUUUGAUUAAAUCUUUUCCAAUUUUGCAAACACGACAGUAUAACCGCAACAGAAGAUUUUAUCUGUACACACGAAGCCCUUCAUCUAAUUGUUGCUAUUGCCAAUUUUUCAAUGAAAUUACUGAAAACAAAAAAAUAAAAACCCUAUACAGUAGUUGCUUUAGGGGGUGGGGGGUGCUCUUUGUUAGUGCUUAAAAAAAAGGGGGGUAAUGCUUGCCGCUUUAGAGGUGGAAGAUACUCAAAAGGCCCCACUUGGGGAUAUUUUAAAUGGACUGAACAAAUUAGCUAGUAGACUGGCAGCACGCUGUAAACUUAUUACUGUAUUGUGUACUGGCUAUAAGAUGUAAACACCUUUGAGUAAGCCAAUCAUUUGUAACCAAUUUACCAGUGUCAUAUUAGGUUAAUAAGGCUGCUGUGUUUUAAAGGGCAUUUUUAUUUGGGUUUUGGUGAAAUUCUUUAAUUUGUUGAUUCUAUUCAUAUCAAAAAAAUCCGCAUUCAUUGACACAUAGACCUAAUGACAUAUGUAUGAAAGAAACCAUACACUGGAUGACCUAGUCGAUUAUUUAAGCAUAAAAUAAAUUGUUAAACUCUUCACCU
This is a messenger RNA of Suncus etruscus (white-toothed pygmy shrew), 15009 nucleotides long. It is a transcript of the gene ANK3, whose product is annotated as ankyrin 3. Bases 443 to 13582 code for a protein of 4379 amino acids. The record is from RefSeq and is a predicted model, not a curated record. NCBI's taxonomy places the organism in Eukaryota, Metazoa, Chordata, Mammalia, Eulipotyphla, Soricidae. Gene Ontology annotation, biological process: regulation of cardiac muscle contraction; signal transduction; protein localization to T-tubule. Gene Ontology annotation, molecular function: protein binding. Gene Ontology annotation, cellular component: T-tubule. The transcript is spliced from 45 exons.